CAUAUGCGAUAGUGCCGGGAAACUCCAUAUUCGCAUUCGAUACAUAAAUCCGCAUUAAAAACAAGUGUCUAGACAAUGUCUAGCCGUACGUUAAAAGAUUGGGAUAAUAUAGCGAAUAGUCUUACCAACGACGAAGCGCCCGAAGGGGAAGAUGAAGAGAUGGAUACGCUUGAAGCGUUGCAGGAGAAAAUGAGCAAAGUGCCUCGCGGAAUGUUCGUCAGCGGAUGGGAUGAUCCGGAUGAUUUGAUCGAAGAGGAUAACGAUCCAACAGCCACCCUCGAAAGGUACGCCCUGUGGGCUGCUGGUGAGAACAAACAAGAGAUCCUGGAAGAUAUUGUCAAACGAAAGCCAUCGGUCGUGCACGCAAUCGAUAGCGAUGGGUACACGGUGCUACACAAAGCGUGCUACAAUGAUAAUCCUACGAUGGCUAAGCUGCUUCUUCGAUAUGGGGCGGAUCCAAAUGCACGUACCGCGAUGGGGUGGACACCAUUACAUUCUGCGUGCAAAUGGAACAAUGCGGGAUGCGCCGCUUUGAUGCUACAGCACGGAGCUGAUGUGAACGCUCGCUCGGACGGUGAUCAAACGCCGUUGCAUAUCACGGUGACCGUAUCGAAUUGUCGAUCAACCCUAAUCACGCUUUUGAUGAACGAGGAGUGCGAUCCGGAGAGUAGAAACAAUUCGGAUGAAACGGCAGAAAAGAUAGCGAAACGUAGUGGAGAAUCGUACACACUAUUUGAAAUGGCUUACUCUGCUUUCAAAGUGGAGACGGGAAUGAUUGAUUAGGAGAUGAGAUAACAGGAAGUACUGUGGAUUUUUGAAUACUUCGAGUUGAGGUGUCUAGUCACUUCAUUGUUCGAUGCCUUCAUCCAUUAUCUUGGUUCAAGUUCAUUAAAUCGUAAUUUAUGUGAUAUUAUAAAGAUCCAAUAAAACACAAAAUCCUACCUUCUUAAUAAUUUAUUGUAUUAG
This is a messenger RNA of Anopheles coustani, 966 nucleotides long. RefSeq names its product ankyrin repeat domain-containing protein 49 (gene Ankrd49). Lineage: Eukaryota; Metazoa; Arthropoda; Insecta; Diptera; Culicidae. The coding region runs from base 76 to 783 and encodes 235 amino acids. The record is from RefSeq and is a predicted model, not a curated record. Gene Ontology annotation, molecular function: protein binding. The transcript is spliced from 2 exons.